AUGUCGUCUCAAGAUCAAGGAUCCCAUGCUUCUACGCAUUCUCUUCAGGCGCGUAUAUCUGAGAGGCCACAGUUUCGACACUAUCCACAACGCUCGUCUUUGCCUAAUCUUUGGUUGCCGCCCCAUUCUGGACCGAUCCCACAGCGCCUAAUGAGUAUCGUUCCUCGAGACAAUCUCCACCAACCAGCCACGCCCCCGCACCUGGUCACCAGAUUCGACCUCCCAGACCUUCCACAAGAGCUACCAACCACCGCGGCGACUGAGAAACCACUCAACGGUCUAUCAGCGCGACACCACCAAAGCGAACAAGGACGGUAUAACGCUAUGCCAAGUCCGCCGCUGACCCCAUCGUCGUCCAUACGUACUUCGGGAAGUAUCGAGACCAGCGCCACGUCUCACCAUCCAACCGACUUCGACAGUGAAUUGUUUCCUACAGCUGAAGGCGAUAAUUUAUCCAGGUUUCUAAUGGCACGUAGUUUUUUUACGCUAAUGGCUGGCCCCCACGUGAAAAAUGUCUCCCCCCGCGCAUCCUCAGCGCAACUUGAAAGCUCUUUUCUCAAUGCCAUUCGCAAACUCAAUUCUUCGACUAAUUCUCGUUCCCGCCCAGCAAUCAAAUCUUUUUCACAAAAGCACCAAGCACAAGGAAUUGUACUCCUCAUUUUCUUCGAUACUCGCAUCGCGAGUCAAGCACGAGACAUUUUUUCGCAACCAGGGACUUUUUCUUCGGAUAUCGUAGCCGACACGACAGAUGCACUUUCCUGCACCUUGACCUCUCUGGAGGUCAUUUUGGAGUUGACUGGCUAUUCUGACCACCUUGCCUACAUGCAAAGCGCGUUCCAUUUACACGUCAGCGAAACCGGAAAAUCGGACGGCCAACUUGACAAUCAGAACUCUUCCCUAACUCUUGGCUCAGAACAAGGCGGCUAUGAUAUUUCUCUAGUAAAGCGUUUUCUGGGCUCUUUCGGUCCCUUGAGGUUGUUUGCACCCGCACAAGAGACGUCAGCCGCCGAGAAUGCGCAGGAUUGUUCACACUUCAUAGUAGACUACUACGACCUUCGUGAUGCUAAGUCGGCAUUUGUGUCACUCGAUGAGCGAGUGUUGUAUGGCAUGCAGCUUCGCGUUUCUGGCGUUGACAUCCUCCCCCCUCCACCGUCGCACCUCGCGCCUCCGCCUCUUAACGCGACCUCUGGGCUCGAUACUACCACUAGGGUCCCGUUCCCAGCUAUAGAUACUUCGCACCGACAUACCCAAUCCGACAUUCAUGAAGCCGGUCAAUCCGUUCAAAAUCGCGAGCGCCUCUUGACCAUGGGGCCGCACGACAGCACAGUUCGCCCCAGGAGUCUGAGCGUCGACACCGUCGAGUCGCCUCUAACUACGACCCCUCCGACUGACACCUCCUUGGCUGCAAGCCCAGGGGGUACAGGACCAAUGUAUCUGUAUUCUUCAUCGACAUCUAUCCAAGUCUACGCACAUCCCACCGAAGGUCAAUAUCCAUACCCCUCGCCAGCCCCUGCUGCUCCAUUUGACAUCCCGACACCGUUCUACGCUCCGGCGAAUCCAGUCCCCUCAAACCACCCUUACCAACACCCCCAGCAAUUCGUCUUCCCCUACGGAAAUGCAUUCCCGCAAGAAGGGGGUGUCGUCCGAGCGUCGGAUGGUACCUUGCACACCGUUAUGAGAGGGAGUGGGUCACCCAUGCACGUCCUGAUUCCAUUUGGGCCUUCCAAUCCCGUCAAUACAGGAGAGCGUUGGUCAGAGAGCCCUCCGUCUCGUCGGGGCUCAGCCGACCGAAACACCCAUCAAACUCAGCACCAAGGGAGAGGGGUGCAAGCCAGGCGCCACGACGGCCCUACCAGAACAUCUACUCCCGCGGAAAUCAUGGGCAGCCACUCCGCUCACUCGUCUUCUCCUCAACCUCAACAACAUGGGCAUCCCCGCCCGGCUCCGAAAAACAACGCUUUGGAUAUUCCGACAAUCGAAGCUGGCUUAGACACAAGGACUACAGUAAUGAUCCGAAAUAUCCCCAACAAGAUGACGAACGACGAUCUAAUCGCCUAUAUCGAUUCCGUCUGCCCUCGCCGCAUCGAUUUCCUCUAUCUUAGGAUGGAUUUCUCAAACGGAUGCAACGUUGGAUACGCAUUCGUGAACUUUAUCGCUGUCGAAGAUCUAAUGACGUUUGCAAAGGCCAGACUGGGACAAAAGUGGAACAUGUUUUCGAGUGAGAAGAUCUUGGAAAUGAGCUAUGCAGAUUACCAAGGGAAAGAAUCGCAAGUUGAGAAGUUCAAGAAUUCGUCGAUCAUGGACGAAAGGGAGGAGUGGAGGCCCAAGAUAUUCCGCUCUGAGCCAGGGCCUGACCAAGGCCUUCCCGAGCCCUUCCCUGCCCCUACCCACUUGCGCAGGAAGCAGAUCAGCUCCCACAACCGCGCUGGGCUUUUCCCGUCCAAUCACUCAUCGCAGGACUCUCCGAGUAGCCGACGGGGAAUGCGGGCAUUCGGACAUCGGGGCUUCCACCGGUAG
Messenger RNA from Pleurotus ostreatus (oyster mushroom), 2517 nucleotides. RefSeq lists its product as uncharacterized. Bases 1 to 2517 code for a protein of 838 amino acids. Gene Ontology annotation, molecular function: nucleic acid binding. The record is from RefSeq and is a predicted model, not a curated record. The transcript has 8 exons. NCBI's taxonomy places the organism in Eukaryota, Fungi, Basidiomycota, Agaricomycetes, Agaricales, Pleurotaceae.